UCAAAAGAGUGAGAUAAGCAGCCAUGGUGUGUGAAUCCACUCGUAGAUCUGUCGUAUAUAGCUACAUAAUGAUGAUGAUAUUAAUCGCCCAAGAAUCAUAAGCGCUUUCACCGUUUUUAUUUACGAUAGUAAAUACAUUUAAUCGAAAAGAUUUUUUUUAUCUUAGUGAUAUACGAUUUUGCCCUCGUAAUAUGCGACAAUUGUCUACAGACACGGAUUUGUCCAAUAUGGAGACAAAACGUAGGAAACUUCAAGGAAGCAACCCCAACAAUUUGAAAACAACCCCGGUGAAUUACAACAGGCAGUAUAUUGAUUCUUUAAAAAGCGAUAUCAAACAAGCUAUGGUUUGUCUUCAACAAGCUGAAUCAGUCAUUCAUAAAAUUGAACAACCAGCAGAGGAACUAAUAAAGCUUGAAGUAGAGGACACGCCUGGAAAUAUGGUUCCAAGUAACAUACCGUCACCAGUAACAACGUUCGAAGCGUGUCCUAGUACAUCGAAUCGAAUUAGGUCCUACCAGGAUAUUUCUCAGUCUCCUGUUACCUUGGUUACCAUCCCGACCCAUGAUUUGGAGGAACAUUUCGAAUCAAUUGAUGUGAAAAACGAAUUCAUAGUAACAGGACCCAACUCGUCUUUGUUACAAGAUGAUGUUAUGCUUCCACAAAAUGUAGCACCUCAAGUUUCCACAACGCCCAGUACAAAUGAUACAAUUGUUCGACUGAUCGAAAGUAAGCUGGAUGAGAUGGAAAAAAGAUUGAAAGCACACAUUGAAACAACGAUCGAGAAGGUUGUCGAUGCCUGCUUCCAGAAAAAUUUCGGAAGGGUGAGCCCACUUCCUGAGAUGAACAAAAAUCUGAGACAAGAGAAACUGAACGCUGCAGAAUCACAUGAACGGAUUGAGAACGAGCGUCAAUUGGUUGAAUGGAAUGCUGCUUUGGCGGACGAAACCCUCCGGAACAAAUAUUUGGAAUACUCAGCUACGAUAAUUACACCAAAAACUUACCACGGGAAAGGUGAUAAUGCGGUAUAUUUGAUUGCGGAUUUGUUUUUUUGCCGCACUUUCUGGAAUUCAUUUACAUGGACCGGAAUUAACCGAGGUGACAAGUCUUCUCGAGGAUUCCGUGAAUUCGGAAAUAUUCUUAAAUUGAUUCUCGAUAUAACCUUGAUCGGAGACUCUACUUAUACUAUGCAGAAUUUGGCGGAUUUCUUCAGAACAAAAUUGUUCCGAUACGGCAAGUCCAGGGCUAAAUCGAAAAUGCUUAGAAGAUCCAUGUGUAGACCAAGACGCCGUAAAAAUAAGGAUUCUACUAAUAAAGCCCCUCAGGAGCGGCUAACUAGUGGAAACAAAAUUGAAACAUCUGGCGAGACCGAUGGAAAUGAAUCUAAUGAAGAAGUCCCAGUAGAAGUUAACAAUUCUUUGGAUGAGUAAUUGGAAAAACAAACUGUUGCGGCUUUAAUCCAUCGCCAAUUUUCACUGCACCAUUCCACCAAACACAGCAUGAAUGCUCCAAAAAUAGGGCCCCAGAAUCGAAACCUCGGGAUUGAAUCGUUCAUUAUUUUACUUUUUCCUCUUGUAUCCUGAAUCUUUUCUGUUAGCCAUUUUCAUAAUACAUAAAAGAAUUCUGAAAAUGUUAUCUUCAUGUAAAUAAUAAAAUAAAUAAA
This is a messenger RNA of Uranotaenia lowii, 1660 nucleotides long. RefSeq lists its product as uncharacterized. The record is from RefSeq and is a predicted model, not a curated record. Lineage: Eukaryota; Metazoa; Arthropoda; Insecta; Diptera; Culicidae. The transcript has 5 exons. The coding region runs from base 192 to 1427 and encodes 411 amino acids.